AUGGAUCGGCCCAUUGUUGUCAAUUCGCUUCUAUGUUUCAUUCACAAUUACCGCCAUAGUUUGUUACCUGACCAGUUAAGAACUUUGCUUGACAAUUAUUUUCCGAAAAGUGCCCGUUUAAUGGCUCAUGCAACACUAAAUGAUCUGUUGUCAGCUAUUCCAAUUUCGAGGACCCCUGUUAAUGAUUCUAUACUUGAUAUGACCAACAGAAAUGAGCAUAUUGAGGAAAGCUGUAGUAAUAAAAGUAAUAAUGACGAUAAUGACAAAUCUGAUGAUAACAAUAGUGACUUGUUAUGUUUGUACGAUCGUGUUUGUACUUCCGAUCAAACUCCAAUCUUCGCAGCUGCUGAUUUGAAUAUUUUACCUCUACAGCUUAUUACUGAUGAAGAUGAUUCCAAAACCGAGUUACUACGUGAAAUACGUCAGUUGAAACAGUUUAUUCAGAAUGCUCUGAAUGGACGGGUUGACGAUUCGUCAACAACUCUUACAGACUGUUAUCUUUACAACGGUGUGCAAACAACAAAUGAGGAACAACUUGAUCAUAUUCUUCGCAGUCAAACGUCCUGUUGCUUGGGAAUAUCACCAAAGUCGAGCUUUAAAUCACCUGCAAACCUUUUUAUAUCUUCUCCAGAAUUAUCGCCAUCGACAAGUUCAAUAAUGAGCACACCCACUCCAUGUUUAUCGCUGAUUCCAAAUGCAUUACCGCCACCUCUAUCAUCUUAUCAUCAGAGCAUUUUUGGAUCAACUAACAGUUAUCUUGGUGCUACCUUUACACCAAAUGAUGUUAAUCUUAACAACAAAAAUAGUAAUCAAAAUGGUGGUUUUGGUAUGAGUCCCAACUGUAAUCGACGUAAAAGGGAUGGAUGUGGUAAUCGUUUAGAUGCUAUGAUUCGGAAAUUGGCUGAUCGUCAGAAAGAAAAAGAAGCUGCAGCUAUGACUACUGUGUCAACAGUUACUUUAACCAAUAGACCAGUUGGUACCUGUAUAGGCUCAGGGUCUUCUGCCACAACCAAUUUAUCAUUAUUGUCUUCUUCUUUGUCUUCAAAUUCUUCUUUCUCUUCUUCCUCUUCUUUACCAUUGUCAUCAGCUACCGCAGUUGUACCUUCGGAACGGUCAUCACCACCAGCUAAAGCUAUGUGGCAUGCGCAAAUGAUUGACCCAAUUGCUUAUGUCAGCAUGUUGCGUACGAUGUCUGGUGCUGCUGCUGUAGCUACUGCUAUCUCAACUUCUUCAUCAGUCCUUCCUUCGGUUAACAAAAUGGCGCAAAAUGAUCAUCGGUAA
Messenger RNA from Thelazia callipaeda (thelaziosis nematode), 1281 nucleotides. The record is from the annotation of a GenBank genome assembly. Lineage: Eukaryota; Metazoa; Nematoda; Chromadorea; Rhabditida; Thelaziidae.